Molecule: messenger RNA, 2760 nt
Organism: Emericellopsis cladophorae
Lineage: Eukaryota; Fungi; Ascomycota; Sordariomycetes; Hypocreales; Bionectriaceae
Product: Mediator of RNA polymerase II transcription subunit-like protein
Exons: 5
Coding region: 1-2760 (919 amino acids)
Biological process (GO): positive regulation of DNA-templated transcription
Cellular component (GO): mediator complex
Source: RefSeq, a predicted model, not a curated record
AUGGCCAUCAUGCUCAACAAUGACAUGCCCAUGUCGCUCGACAACACGGGCGGCGACAUGGCCGAUCUGUUCGGCGAUGCGACUGGCCUUCCGCUCCCCCCGGCCAGCAAGCAGCUCGAGUCAAGGCUCGACUGGUUGCGCUGUCGUGGCUGCUGCAAAACGAUCGCAUGGUCCAAGAUCGGCACAAUCGCCUCCAUCACGCCCAAUGGCCAGGAAAUCGAGAUUCGCUAUCUGCAUACUCGUCCGGAUAAUGGCGAGUGGGACCUGAGCGACCCCAUUGUCAGCCCUCUAUUACGUGGCAGCCCGGAGAACCCAUUGGUGCAUCUCGAAUGGGCAGAGACGAACAAUCCGGAAUUGGCCGUGUUUGAUAAUACCGGCAGGGUCGCCAUCAUCGUGUUCGCCCACACAGUCAACCAGUCAUGGCUCACCCGGUCUUGGAACGACGAUGCGGUGGAUGCGGCCCAGGCUAUCGCCGGCUCGUACUGGCUCCCCGUCAACCCGUCCACGGGCGGCGGCGCGGGCGAAAAGGCGCGGCAGAGCUUCAACGUGUCGUACGGGCCGGCGACCAAAGCUGGCGGCGGCAAGGACUGGUCGUACGAGAGCUCCUUCAUCCAAGCGGAUACCGUCAGUCAUCCCCAGGGCGGGCGUAGCGCCCUCUUGACGGUCACCACGGGCGGCAUGGUCAAGAUGUUCUGGAUGCAGGGGAGCAACCAGCCCGAGGAAACGAGGCUAGAGCUGGAGAGUUUUGGGAACUCGGACGAAAUCAUCACACACGCGGCGUUCGCUGCGGAAAAGAAAGAAUAUGUCGAGCUCGCCUACAUCACCACCUCGCGGCAACUCAAGCUUGUCAAGAUCGACGUCCAAUGGGGCACGCAGCAAGUCCAGUCGGGAGGGCAUCAGGGCACGCGCCAUACCCUCAAACUCAGCGCGAAGAAUUGGGCAAUGACACAAUUGCCCUCAGAAACCGUGGAGGAUAUUUCCAUGCCGCACGUGACGCAGAUGCUGCUGAUGCCCUCCAUACUGGACGACAGUGGGAAGGACAUGUUGCCUCCUCUGAUCAUCUCCAUCCGGGCGCGGUCGUCGGGGAACGGUUCGUUCGCGCCAACAAAUCAGAGCGUCAUCAAUCGAUGGGAAGCCGUCGAGAAGCCGCAUGCGCUCUGCUCGGGACUGGACAAGAUGCGGUUGCAACGCAACGGCGCCGCGUCCGAGGUGGCCGCAAGUAUGCAGCUGCAGCCUCUCGAGCAGAUCGUCUUGGACAAGUGCGUCGUUGGCGUCCAGUCGGCUCAGUUUGGCAAGGUCAUUGUCCUUGCAUUCUCGGAUGGCAGUUCGCAAUACCGCGAUAGAUUCACCUUCGCCGAGCUGUAUGCUGAGCGCAGCCUCGAAACAGUGCAACACCUGCGGCAGGUCGGUUGGACGUUUCCCGACGACUGCCACUGCCAGCAGAUCGCCUUCUCCCCGUCUCACUUUUCCAUGAUCCAGUUGGGCGACAAUGGCAAAGUACACUGGAGUAAACUCACUUGUGGCCAGGACAACCUUGGGAGCUCCAUGAAAGACAGGAUGAUCGCCGACUGGUUCCAAGAGCUCACCCGCAUACUGUCCGUGCAGACAGACUACGUGCCCGACCAGCCGGGCGAUGCGCUGCUCAAGAACGCGCAGCUGGCACCCAUUCUGAGUAUAGGAGUGUCUCUCGGCUACCAUGGGGACCUGCGACCACGCAGUUUCCAGAGCAAAUUCGCUAUGCUUUGCUGCACUAUACGCAACGUGGCCUUCAACAUAACGAUUACAACUAAUGCUCCCUUCCCGGUGGCCAGCCGCAAAAGCCUACUGGACGACCACGAAAUCAUUGACUUUCUUGCAAGUACAAUCAAGUGGUCGUUGGAUCUGCUCUCGUGGAUCUCGUCGUCUCUCUUUGAGCUCAUGCACGAUGCAGAGUUCAUGGCUCGACUCACGCCCGAGAGGUCGUCGGAGAUGGGCCCGUAUCUCGAAAAGCAGGGCGAGGUGGCCCUGCAGCUGCUAAUGUGCUCGACAAGCAGGGCCUUUCUCGCCAGCCUCUGCCGCAAAAUAGCGUACAUGGGCAACACGACAAACAAGGCCAUGGAAUAUUAUCAACUACACCCUCACGUGCAAAGUGGCCAAAACGGACAAGGAGGUCAAGCGAGCAAGGACACCCCCGGCAUGCGCUCUGCCUUUGUGAAGCUACACAAGGUCUUUGCGCAGAGCCCCAUCAAGGUGGGAGACUUUGAGAAACUCAACCAGCUGAUUUCGCAGGGCAUUGCGCAAGCAUAUGAUGCAUUCCUGCCCAAGAUGGCCAGGAGCCAGAGCCAAGCGCUCAAGGGCAAAGAGGAGGACGAGGCGAUCAAGGCCCUGCGCGCCAUGUUCGAGACGCAGAUGCUCACGGCCACGGUGCCGGUGCCGGGGUUCCUGCCCCUACUCCGGAAACUCUUCCACGUGGACCUGCCGGCGUACCGCAAGACGACGGACAUGGCCCGUCUGUUCUUUGACGGGUACUCGAUACUCACUGUGCAAGGGGAUGAGAGCGCCGUCAAGGGGGUGCGACUGUCGCACAUUGACGCGUUCAGCAAGCAGGUGACGAGGAUGGACGCGAAGAAGCAGUGGAGGCGCUGUGUGCGGUGCACAUCCAUCAUGGAGGACCAUGGCAACACGCGCUCACCGGGCCUGACGUUCAUGGCGGCGCAGAUGCGGCGUUGUCCGUGCAGUGGAUCGUGGGCGUUACUGCCGGCAGGCAAGGUUGAUGCGUAA